AUGAUACUUGAUAUGAAUCCAGGUGAUGUGGUUAAGGUCGGGGUGAUUUGGAUGGCGAGAGAGGAGAUAUUGGAGAAAGUGAUGGGAGCACUAAAUGCAAAGACUGAUUGGGAGGGGAACUUUGAAAUAGUUAAACGGAAUGAGGAAAAGGAGGCAGAGGAAGAGGAAGAGGAAGAGGAAGAUGAGAAAAGAGAUGAAAGUAAGAAAGAUGGGAAGUGUGUCAAAAGGAAGAGGAAGAGGAAGAUGAGAAAAGAGAUGAAAGUAAGAAAGAUGGGAAGUGUGUCAAAAGGAAGAGCGUUCGUGAGUACUAGUAAUAUUCAUGAGCUUAUAUUAGAAGGUGCAUUGGGUACGACUGAGGAGAAAGGGGGAUGGUAA
Molecule: messenger RNA, 375 nt
Organism: Populus nigra (black poplar)
Lineage: Eukaryota; Viridiplantae; Streptophyta; Magnoliopsida; Malpighiales; Salicaceae
Product: peptidyl-prolyl cis-trans isomerase-like
Exons: 2
Coding region: 1-375 (124 amino acids)
Source: RefSeq, a predicted model, not a curated record